This is a messenger RNA of Scaptodrosophila lebanonensis, 4584 nucleotides long. RefSeq lists its product as uncharacterized. The record is from RefSeq and is a predicted model, not a curated record. The coding region runs from base 168 to 4466 and encodes 1432 amino acids. NCBI's taxonomy places the organism in Eukaryota, Metazoa, Arthropoda, Insecta, Diptera, Drosophilidae. The transcript has 10 exons.
AAAAAAGCAAUACACGAACUGAUUUGUGUAGUUAAAGUGUAUAUGAAAUUCGUUUGUACUCAUUGUAAAUUUUCGAGAAAAUGUUUUAAAACUGUGUAUUGGAACGAUUAAAGCCAUUUUUUAGACUGUAUUAAAUGCCAAUUGAUAUUUUGUGAUAUUAAACAAAAAUGCCUGGCAACGCCAAGGUGCAAUUGCCGCGAGCAAUGUUUAAGAGUGUGCCUCGGAUGCUGAUGACUCCAAUACUGAUUUUCGCUGCCUUUUGCUGUAUCAGCGCUCAAAAAGAAACCUCCCCUUUUUUUCCAUCCCAAAAUCGUUUCAUCCCAUCGUCAGGGCAGUUUCCAAGCAACUUUGGGACGGGCACGGAAGAUCGUUCAAAAGCCAGUACGAUUAGAUUUUCAAACACGCCAGGCUCAUAUCAUGAGCAAAUAGUUUUUAGUGAGAGCAACAACAACAAUAAGGACGCAGCCCACAAUACGCAGGUUGCGAAACCUUAUUGGCAGCCUGAAUACUACGAUGUUUCGCCACGCCCGUUUGGCGUGCCUGAGAAUUAUGACGCCACAAAAAAUGCCCCACAACUUAACGCACUGGCAAACGUUUUCACACGCCCUAAGGCCAUACGGAACGGUAGCACGAGCAACGGUAUUACUCAAGCAUCUCAACCGAAUCGCGGCAAUGUUCUGCAGCAACACACACAAUUUUCGACUCAUUCCACCAGUCCAACGAACGUGAAACAGCUGGAAAGCAACAUUUUUGACAAUAAUGCUCCUCCAUUACCUUCCCACAUUAUUCCUCAUCGCUACCAGAGAAAUUAUCAGGCGACCGCAAAGGCUACAAGAUCAUCGGUAACUGCAGAAAGUUCUGAGAUCAACCGCAACAACCGCUUUGGUAUAAGUCGCACCAAGCACACAACAACAACAUCUACAUCACUCCCAAUUAAGCAUAACACUUCUUUUUUAAAUCGAAAUAUCAGCAGUUCGCGUCGGCUCGUUUUUAACAGCAGUAUACAGAGCGAACACUCCCCUAAGCAACGACAUUUCGGCCUUAAUAAUGUACGUUUAAGACCUUUGCGCCCCUCUAGCAGUAUAGAGAGCAUAGAUGACACUAAGGAACAUAAAUUGGGUUCGCAGGAACAGCAAAAAGGGCAUUUAUUGGAGUCGGAACCGGCCGCUUUUGAGGAAAAAUUAAUACCUUCAAAAAAGGCCGAAGUAACAAAGACUCGGGGUCAUGACUCAAAUGAGGAACCCGUCAUAUUAACAUCCAACUUUUAUUUGUCUGAUGGCACGCGCAUGGAUGGAGCCUCUGGUAGUAUAGGUGUUUUAAGUGAUUUCAGCACAGACGGAAAUGAAGAUCUCCCUACAGAUUCUUCUGAGAUUAAGGAUUCUACGGAAAUUGUAACGGAUAUCAAGAAUGAUGAAAAUAUAUCCUCAACGGAAGAAAGCGAUCCCGAAACCACAGAGGAUCUGAUGAACACAUUAACUACAGAUCAGCCGGGCGACCACAGAUUAGUAGAGGCAACUAGUUUAGCACCAAGUAAAAACAACACGAUGGAAUAUUCCAUUGAAAAAGAAGACCAAGAUGAAUCGGAAUACGGAAGCGGGGAUGAAGAAGAUUUUGACGAAUAUGAAUACGACGAAGAAGACGGAUCGGGGGAAUAUAACAUUGGUAAAGAGACUACAGAAGAUGGGACCAUCAAAGAGAAAACUGAACGCGAAAUCAUUUCUGUCGUAACCACUAAAAGCAUUGUAAAUGGAUCUACGGCCUUCCCAGCGUCUGUUACACCUGGCACCUGGAUUGAGGAUAUCGACUCUUCGGCAAUGUCUGAAAAGGAAUAUAUGAAGACCAGUGGGGCUGAUAUUACUAUGCCAGCACCACAAGACGAUGGACAAAUCGAUCACAGUGCGACAUCUGUAACACAAUUAUUAGUCCCUUCCACACCGGAUGUAACCGAAAACUAUGUAGUGGUAGCCUCCGUUCAAACUAGUCGAAGCAUCAAUGGGGCACGAUUCUUGCCCUUCCCGUCUAUUGAACAGGAGGAAACAAAGAAAACAUUAUCGGAACUAGAACGGAAAGUGCACUUAAAGCAACAACACACACAGUUCGACACAAGUCGAGAAGAAACAAGGGAGAACACAGAAUUUUCUACCAACACUUCUCCGACGGAAACAUUGCCCACAUUGGAAAACGAAACAUCCACCUCACAGCUUGCGAUCACAGAUUUAUAUUCCACAGAGGAAAGCAUAAUUGAUAAACUUGAUCGCGUGCAGUCGGAGCUAUCCAGCGGACUACUCUCCGGCAAAUAUCCCGUCAUCAAUGAAAUGGAUGCGUCUGCUACAGUUGCGCCCGUGACGCCAAGAGCGGAAUAUGUAUUGCCACACAUACGCAAGUUCGUCCCAAAAACUACAACCAUGAUGCCGCAUACCACGACUAGUGGCAAUAAAUUAAGGGUACCACACAUUAAAGAAGUAGCAGUAGAUGAUUUGUCGUCCCUUUUGCCAAUGGGCUUUAAGCCGAAAACAAGCUAUAAAAAUUGGAAAAUCACAACUUCUACCUCCACAACAACAAAAAUGCCAACCACUGUUAACCAUCCAAGCAAACCAUCACGAAACUCAAGCAUUAGUCGCUCUUUUAGAAACGGUGGCGUUGUCCUGCAGGAUAUUGAGCUAAUUGGUCUAUUACCAAAGGGCUAUAAGUUGCCGAAGAUAAUGACAACGCCGACCCCCACAUCGACCAUAAUCAUAUCAAAAGAAACAGAUUUUGAAAGUAUAUUCAGAAAAACAAAAUUUGAUGAUAGCCUGGCGGCACUACUGCCCAAGGACUAUAAUAUAAAAAUCACCCAAAUGCCAAAAGUCGAGAAUCUCCCAAAACAUGGCGACAUUAGUAAAGGUCUGCCUCCGGACGAUAAUCAUUCCAAGGAGGAAGAGCCAAAAGCUGAACUGUCUAGUAGUGUGCUGCUUACAAAAAUAAAAGACAUACAGAAGUUUCUACCACCUGGUUACGAACUCAAUAAAACGGAUGAUAACUUAUCUGUGCAGCCCAAACAGAAAGUUUACUCUUCUUCACUCAGGCCACCACUGACAGUAGUAACUACUCCACAGACCAAUGAAGCACCUGUCAAAGAGUUAAGCAACACUAGCGGUAGUCUUAAGGUAGUUUUUCCCAAGGGCUUCCAUAAGCGGAUCGGUUCCCAUAGACUCACCACACCCCACACACUGCAUGACUUGAACGAAGAGCGCUCAUCACCACCCGUAGUCAUAAAAAAGGGACCUCCUACUCGUGCUUCUACAGAAUUUACCGGAUGGCCCACGUCACCUACGACGCCGCUUUCUAUUGAAAAAAUGUCCGUACAGGUUAUAAGUUUUGAGGAUCUGCUGGCAAAAAGCACUACUACCAGUAUUCCUAUAGAAACAUCAACAGAUACAACAACGACCACUACAACGCAACGACCGACAAAGCCAGGACACUGCAAGGCAAACUGCGAUCUAGCAGGUACAAUCAAAAUAAUUGGAGGUGUAACUUGGAAGCCAGAGCUCCUCGAUCACAACACCCAGGAAUGGAAAAACCUAGCGCAUGAGCUGGAAACCCAACUUAAUGAGAUUUUCUCUACUGGCGCACAGCUUCGCCAAUGGUACAACAAAGUUCGGAUUGACAGCUUUAGUAAGGGCAGCGUACUUGUCGAUUAUUAUGUCGAAUUUUCUAACAUUACACAGGAUGUUGACACCUUGGAAAUCAAGCAACUGUUUCACGAUGCACUCAAGCAGCCCUCCAUGCAUAGCCCGCCUAUAAUUUCGGAGUUGGAGGACGAAACGAAUAUUGCCUUCGAGACCUUGAAACAGAACCAAUCGUUAAACUAUAGCUAUCAAAUGGGAAAGUAUUUGAUCGACCCCGUAGCUACCGAGUUCAGUGUAAUUGCUAAAAAUGUACAGACAAAUGUGGAGUACGCCGAAGAGGAUCUUUUUAUACCACAAUGGGCUAUUGUGGUUAUUGUAAUUGGCAUUGGCUCAUUGGUAUUUGUAGUCAUAUUCGGCGUGACAGUGCUUCUUAACCGUCAGAAGCGAGCAAAAAAGGUACCGAUACCCCUAACAAAUGAUAUGCUAAAUGAACUAAAAGUCAAUCACAUGAGUGGCGCUGACAACUAUGGAAUUGAUGAUUUUUACAACAUUGACGAUCCUUGGAAAGACACAAAAUCCAAGCGCUUCGAUAACUCUGUGAAUGGAGGCAACAAUUUUAAUAUAUACGACAGUUGGCGUUCCAAUCGUAGCCCGCUCAAUGGCACCGACUACUUAUACGAUCAGCAGCUGAAUCUUUCACAAAAAGUAGACUCCCUUAAGCGCCAAAACCUUAACCAGCACUCUCAGUACAUUGGUCAUCAGUAUCCAGAUGCAUUUGCCAAUGCCCAACAGAUGUACAACUACAAUCAUAAUACGAGUCGAGCACGAUACCCUCGCGAUUACGACCCAGACUUCUAAAGGUCCCAGGCACAGCCCGUGUUAUAGCUUUAUGCUUCGUCUACUCAUUUGGACGUUGUUCUCGUGUAAACUUUAUAGUUAAAGUUUAUAUAUUUUAUAUACAUACGUACAUAAAUAA